Coniophora puteana RWD-64-598 SS2 is the source of this 2040-nucleotide messenger RNA. RefSeq names its product PRP3-domain-containing protein. Lineage: Eukaryota; Fungi; Basidiomycota; Agaricomycetes; Boletales; Coniophoraceae. The record is from RefSeq and is a predicted model, not a curated record. Gene Ontology annotation, biological process: mRNA splicing, via spliceosome. The transcript is spliced from 9 exons. Gene Ontology annotation, cellular component: U4/U6 x U5 tri-snRNP complex. The coding region runs from base 50 to 1924 and encodes 624 amino acids.
CACCAACGUCCACUCCCUUUAGCUCGCCGCCACGACCAGCGACAAAGACAUGAACAAGCGACCUGUAGAUCCAAACGGCGAGUCUUCUGUAGCCAAGAAACUCAAAAGUGACAACACCUCCCCAAAUGGCUCAUCCUCUACCUCUAGUUUGUCAGUAGAUGAGAUCGCCCGCAAGCGUGCAGAGGUCUUGGCCAAGGUUGCUGCCAUGAAAGGCGGCCCGGCUGCUAGACUCCCUGCCUCAGCAUCUGUCUCUGCGCCGUUUACGCCCUCGACGCCUUCCCCGGGUCCAGGGGACUCUCAUUCUGGCUCGCCCGCGCCAAGUUCCGGUGACCUUGCCAGACGAGUUGCAGAGGCGCAGCGUCGUGUAUCAGAGGCACAGGCAAAACUCGCUGUCAAGGAUAACCCUUACAUGUCGAUGCCACAGCUCAGUAAGAGGAAUGUCCGCAAGCCCGCUGAGCCCGUUCAGCAAGGUGCAGGCCUCAAGAUGACCGCCCACCCACUCCUUCUCGACACUACUCCUUCUGCGCCUCAGUCUAAGAAGGACCGAUAUAAGCCCAUGCAACCGAAGUUUGCCUCAAUCAAAGCAAACAUCCGAAACGCCCCAACACCGCCCCCAGCACCUACGCCUACCCCCAUCCAAGAGGACAAAGCCAACCCCUACGCCGCAGGCUCAAGCGUCGCCGCCGCCAAAGAAGCCAGCGGAUUCGAAGGCGCCCCCAAGGAGCGCAAUGCGCGUAACUUCCGGUUCAAUCCCAAGGGCAAAUACGUCUCAAUGGGUAACCAGCUCCGCCAGGAGCAGCAGCUCGAAGCGCUCAAGGCGCGCAUCGCCGAGAACGCCAAACGUGCUGGCCUCGACGCCGAGUUCGAGACACUCGAGACGCACAUCAAGCGUGCGCCGCCGCCCGAGGCAGAGUGGUGGGACGUGGCUCUGCUCCCGAACAAGAAGUACGAGGACAUCGAACUUGGGAUGGCUGCGCUCAAUAUCAGGCGCGACGAUUCGCCCAUCACGCUUUACGUCCAGCAUCCCAUCCCUAUUCCUGCCCCUGCUGACAAGAGUCAGCUGGCUCUCAAGCCACUGAAGCUUACGAAGCAGGAGCAAAAGAAGAUGCGUAAGCAACGGCGACAGGCAGAACUCCAGGACAAACGCGACCGCGUUCGUAUGGGUCUCAUCCCGCCUGACGCGCCCAAGGUCCGCCUCAGCAACCUCAUGCGCGUGCUUACUUCCGAUGCGGUGCAAGACCCAACGCGCGUCGAAGCCCGCGUCCGCCGCGAAGUCGCAAUGCGCAGGCACACGCACGAGAAAGCCAACGCGGAGCGCAAGCUCACAGACGACCAGCGCCGCGAAAAGAUCGAGCAGAAGCGCGCCGACGAGGAAAAGAAAGGCAUCGCCGCCGCCGUAUUCAAAGUCAAAAACCUCUCUGACCCGGCGCACCGCUUCAAAGUCCGCAAAAACGCAGAACAGCUCGGCCUCACCGGCAUCUGCCUAUUCGGACCCUCCUUCGCGCUCGUCUACGUCGAAGGCGCCACCAAGUUCCUCCGCCGCUACAAGAAACUCAUGCUGAACCGCAUGGCAUGGACCGAGGCCGCCCGGCCCCGCGGCGGCGAAGCCGAGAUCGACGAAGGCGACGCUUCAGACGAGGACGGCGAUGCCAGCGCUGAUGUGCCUCCUGCAGCAGACGACGCCAAGGGCAAGGCAAAGGACGAGGGCGAGGGCAAGGGCGAGGCAGAGGACGCGAGCGCCUCGUUGGUGGACAACGCGUGCUACAUGGUGUGGGAGGGCCCCGUGCGCGAGCGUGCGUUUCACCAGUUCCGGCCUCGCGCAUGCGGUACGGACGCUGGCGCGAAGGAGGCGCUCGGCUCGCGCCUGGCGGGAUACUGGGAUAUGGCGAAGAACUGGCGUCCGGAGGAUGAGGAGAUGUACUAGGUUGACGUACCUGUGGACAAUACCUUCCGCUGCAUAAUGUUCGCGAGGGUGAUUCUAGUUUGCUCAGUCUUAUAGCUAGCCUUAGUGAAGAUGGGCAUGCAAUAGUCAUAAUGUCA